Molecule: messenger RNA, 1020 nt
Organism: Penicillium daleae
Lineage: Eukaryota; Fungi; Ascomycota; Eurotiomycetes; Eurotiales; Aspergillaceae
Product: putative short chain dehydrogenase/reductase
Exons: 5
Coding region: 1-1020 (339 amino acids)
Source: RefSeq, a predicted model, not a curated record
AUGUCGGGGAUCUUUACGUAUCACAAUUUCUCGUUACAGGACACCCCGUCUCUGAAGGGACAGAUCGCAGUGGUGACGGGUGGCCAAGCGGGCAUUGGAAAAGAAAUCACAACUCAAUUACUUCUCCACGGCAUCGAAAAGGUCAUCAUCGUCUCCAGGAGCGAAAACAAGUUCAACACCGCCUAUGAGGAAUGGAGAGGACGAAAUGGAAUUGACCUUGGGGAACGCGAUGACCGAGUCAUCUUUGUCAAGUGCGAUCUGGGUGAUAUCGAGGAUGUCUACGCCGCAGCGCAGCAGAUCAAGAAACUGACAGAAUACAUCCACAUCCUGGUCUGCAACGCAGGCCUGGGCAUUCAACCCAUAACCCCCCUAAACACCUACGGCAUAGAUCCCAUUUUCACAACAAACUGCAUCGGCCACCAAAUCCUAACAACACUCCUCCUCCCCCUCCUCAAACGCGCAACCUCAACAUCCCCAACAGGCACCGCCCGCAUAGUCGUCUCCUCCUCCAGUCUCCACCAACUCUGCCGCACCCUCAACCUAUCACACCUCACCCGUCCAACCCGCAAAUGGCCCGCCAUCUACGACUCUGUCUGGCGCUAUGCCCGCUCAAAGCUAGGCAACAUCCUCUUCACCAAGGAACUUAGUCGGCGACUCUUGGAAGACGAGGAUCCCGCAUCGAAGAUGGUGUAUGUUAAUUCGUAUUUCCCGGGAAACGUGGUGACGCAGCAGUGGCAGGGGUGGAGUGAGCAUUUGGGGAGUUGGAUUGGAGCGUGUAUUCGGUGGUUGGGGAAGCGGUUUGGGCAGAGUGUUGAGGAGGCUGCGGCAACGGCGGUUUAUUUGGCUGCGAGUCCGGAGGUGAGUGAGAUGGAUUCGAGGGGACAGUAUUAUGUGCCUAUUGCGAAGGUGAAGGAGCCGACGAGGUUGGGGAGGGAUGAGGUUUUGGGCAGGCAGUUGUGGGAUUGGAUUGAUGAUCGGGUUGCGCGGACGUUGGGGGAGAAUUGGCAGAGUGGGAAGUGA